Messenger RNA from Aphanomyces invadans, 195 nucleotides. RefSeq lists its product as hypothetical. The transcript has a single exon. The coding region runs from base 1 to 195 and encodes 64 amino acids. The record is from RefSeq and is a predicted model, not a curated record. NCBI's taxonomy places the organism in Eukaryota, Oomycota, Saprolegniomycetes, Saprolegniales, Verrucalvaceae.
AUGGUCAAGUUGGACGGGAUGACGUCUGCUGAGCUGCGUCGUGUCCUGGCAGCCGAAGUUGAAGACGCUCGUUGCAUCGACGAGCUCGCUCAGGCACUCGAAGCAGUUGCGCUGGGCGACGAGGAGUCGGACGACAUGAUCACAGUCCUAGGUGAAGCAGGAAUCGAUCCAACCAGUGUAGAAGAUGACGAGUAA